This is a messenger RNA of Symbiodinium natans, 6429 nucleotides long. The record is from the annotation of a GenBank genome assembly. Lineage: Eukaryota; Dinophyceae; Suessiales; Symbiodiniaceae.
GACUUGUUUCACUUCGACCCGAUCCUGGACUCCCUGGAGAAGCAGAGGCUUCUGAACGGCGACUUGGUGAACCGUGCGAAGUUUGUGAUCGCGGAUUGGUUGGUGGAGAAAGAAGGCCGAGCUGCUCAGGCAGCUGAAAGGGCCACAGCCGCUGCAGAGGCGGUGAUGAGGAGCGCCAACGAGCAGAGGCGACUGGAGUCUUUGUCAAGGAUCAUCCAGAAACCCGACAUGUACAAGCCGGAGACAAGGGAGCAGGAGAUCGACCAAUGGAUGGAAUGGAGGCAUGUGAUGCGAAACUACUUGGGCGUCGUGGACCACCAGUUUCUGGAGGAGCUGGAUGUCUUUGAGGGCAAUGCUUCGAAUGAGGUUGUCCUCAGCACACUGAACGACGGCGCCAAGAUGAGAAGCCGAGAGCUCUACGCCAUCUUGCAAAGCUUUGUUCGCAACCGCCCGGCAAAGAUUGUUCGGAAUGUCGGCCAGUCCAAUGGCUAUGAGGCAUGGAGAUUGCUGAUGGUCGAGAUGCAACCCAAGACGAGACAAAGACAGCUGGCCUUGAUGACCCAGCUGAACUCCAUGACCUUUGACCCGAGGAAGUCCCUGAACGAACAGCUCGGAAAGUAUGAGGAGGUUAUUCGGGAGUACGAGCGCAUUAGUGGCACGACCUACCCCGAGGACCUGAAGGUGUCAACUUUGGUGAGUGCAGCUCCUUCCGUUCUACAAGUUCAGCUGCACAUGUCCCUCAGCAGUGACACCACCUACCACGACUUGAAGGAGAAGGUGCUUUCGUACGAGCGAUCGACUACCAAAUGGCAGGCAGCCAAUGGUCUUCAAUUUCCUGCUGUACAUCAACAAGAAGAUGGACCUGUGCCCAUGGAGAUUGACAAGGUGACCUACCCUGAUGGUGGCAAGAAGGGAAAGAAAGGCGACAAGGGCAAGACGAAGAAAGGCAAGGACAAGUCCAAGGGCAAGAAGGGCAAGAUGAAGGAUGCAGAUGGGAAGGCGAACAAGCCGAAGGGCAAUUGCCACACAUGUGGCAAGCCAGGGCACUAUUCCCGAGAGUGCUGGUGGAACACUGGAGGUGCUGGAGGUGCUGGCAGUGGAAAAGGUGGCAAGGAUAAGAACCGGAAGAAGGUGAACCAGGUCCAAGCCGAAGCCCAGAGUUCAGAAGCCACUUCCAGCAACCCAACGGCAACGGCUUCGUCAAGGACACAGGCAGUUCGGCAAAUUCGACUUCGCACCCCACCUUUGACGAGUACGACCGAGAUCUUCGACAUCUCCGAAGAGGCCUUGUUUGACUUGGACCAGGAGUACCACAUCAACAUGAUCUCGGCGGACGAGGUGGUGGUGGAUUGGAAAAGCCAUCCCCCGAUUGCAAUCGUACUAGACACCGGAGCUGAUGCCAGCAUGGUACCCUAUGACUACGCUGCGCUUGGAGUCGAAGGAGAUGGAGCACCGCCUAACCUCUUGGAUGCCCAGGGAAACCCCAUCGCGACCCAGGCCAACAGGAAGUUUGACUUCUGGUUCAAGAGCAAAGAUGGCCAGGAGUUCGCCGUGAGAGAACAAUGUGUAGUGGGAAAUGUCAAGCAACCGCUCCUAGCGGUGGGAAAACUCCUUCGCAGAGGGUGGCAGCUCGUACAUCACGGAGGCACCUUGACCUUGCAAGAACCAUUUGGUCGUGGGGCGCCUGUCGGCUUCAAACAUAACAGCUUGGUGGCUGCCGGCCACAUCCGUUCGGUACAAGUCGUCAACGCUCUCACAGAAGUGCCGAAGAGUAUGCCCCCGACAACACCCAAGCUUGAGAAGUUCCCCGAAGAGAUCCAGAAGUUGGUGGGCAAAAUGGGCAUGCACAGCUUACCUGAGCGAGGAUGGAAGGUUCACUUUGAAAGUAAGGCAACCCAUCUAUUGGACCCGAGAACGUGGUAUGAUCCUGAUCUUUAUCGUGCACGAACUACCUGGAUGCAAACUUUGAAAGGACUCUGGAUCCAAGUGGAGAACUCCGAAGACUACUCGAGCGAGUUCAGACCCUAUGCACGCAUCUGCGAUGAGCCUCGUCCCCGACUUACUUUCGUGUCGAUGGACAGCUUUGGUGAAGGAUGCUUUGGUGGAGUUGGAAUGCCGCCGAAGAGAAGCUGUCGUUUGGAGAACGAGAUCGAGGUCGAGGACGAAGUGAUGGAAGAUGCUUUGAGUGCAGCCGAGACACCCCUUCAGGAGGCGCCGAGCUCUUCCAGUGGGCGAGCCGAAGUCAGAGGCCACCAACAAGCCGCGACUGCAAAGGAAGUCAUCCAGGACAUGUAUCUCGAGGAGGUUUCCUCCGACAAAGCCGCGACUGCAAAGGAAGUCAUCCAGGACAUGUAUCUCGAGGAGGUUGCCUCCGACAAAGCUGAGAGAGCAGCAAAAGAGUCGAUGGCCCGACAGCCCAAUAUGAUGCCAAGAUCGGACCCGGAACCGACUGAAGAUGAGAAGAAGAAGCACCAGGUGACCCACAUGCCCUAUGCCAGCUGGUGCAGUGCAUGUGUCAAGACGAGAGCGAGAGGAGACAAGCGCAGCGAAAGAAAGGACCAGAAGCACAUCCCAGUGAUCCAGGUCGACUUCUUCUUCACUGUAGUGGAUCCUGAAGGCCGGCCCUUAGAGGGACAGCAAGAUGAACAGACAUGCUCAUUGGUGGCCGCCGAUCUGGAUACGAGAAUGGUGUUGUCGGUGCCUGGACCGAACAAGGGCAAGCAGUCCUUAAGGAAAUACGUGGAGGACCUGGUGAAGUUCAGCAUUGCCCUCCACGAAGACGAUGGCAUCAUUCUUCAAAGCGAUGGAGAACCUGCAAUCAAAGCAGUAGUGAGGGUAGCGACUGAAGCUCGAGCGAAGAUGGGGCGGCGAACGGUGCAGAGAACAACGCCAGUGCAAGACCAUGCAGCUAAUGGAGCGGCAGAGCGAGCAGUGCAAACCGUCCGCCGACUUGGGAACUGCCUCAUGGAAGCGGUGGAGGAGAUCCACGGCAAACAACCUGUUGGGUCCGACCUUCGUGUUUGGGCCCAAGGACAUGCAGCUUUCCUCUACAACAGGUUCCACGUCCUUCAGAACUUCCAGAAGACACCGUAUGAGCUGGCGUUCGGAGGACAGCCCUACAAAGGAAAGUUGUGCACCUUCGGCGAGACCGUCUUUGGAAAACUUGUCACCCCCUACAAAGGAGGAGCGCAGUGGUGCACUGGCAUUUGGGCUGGUGUGAAUCCACACAACGGGGCCCACCACAUCCUCACCGAGAAUGGCGCGAUUGAGUCGAAUGCGGUGAGGGUUUCUGCCGAACAGCUUGACGUGGCGAAGUUCAAAGGCCUGCCCUGGGAGACCAAAGCCGUGGUGAUCAAGAUCAAGAAGCGAGUGGCACCGCCGGAGCCACUUAUGGUUGAGGUUGGUCCAAAGCCUUUGUCUUCUGCAAAGGCAGGGGAUACGCCAGCAGGUGACGCAGACGCGACGCAUCUGGGCGGCGCAGCUGCGGCGCAACUCGGAGGCGCAACUGUUGCUCGACCCGACGGACCCGGUGAUGAAGCGGCCAGCGACCCACCGAGCAGUGAAAGCGAGGAACUGAUGGCAGAGAGACCGCAAGCGAGUUCGCCGAGCAGGUCGAGCAAGCGCAGGGCCGAGGAAGACGUGGAGAAGCUCACCGAGAAGCUCACCGAGGAGGUGCUGGAUGAGAUCAGCAAGGACAAGGACCAAGUGGAGUUCUUUAAGAAGUUGCGCAAAGAGAGAAUGGAGAGAGAAAAGGGUGAAAAGAGGAAGAGUGAAGAUGCCGAACUUCCUCCUCGUGAUCUAGAAGGACACAUCCGCCAGAUCCAGACGGUGGAUUCCGAAUGGUAUGAUGGAGAUGAGCUUUGGGAGCCAGAGAAUCACGAUACCGACUUCUAUGAGUCCGACCACGACGCGACCUACCACAAGCACAACACCUUGGACAGACCGAAGGGAGACACUCCCCCAGAGGUGGACGAGGAGACCCUGAACCACCUAGAUGACCUCGCCGAGCUCCAGGAGAUCGAGAGACUGGAAAAGAUGUCCGUCUUGGUGGAUGUGUGCCCGGAGGAGGAUGCAGAAUGGUUGUCUACGACCUUUGUCAAAACAUGGAAGGCCGAGGCAAAGGGCGAGGAUGUCACCACCUGGUGGCGACGCGCCCGGCUGGUGGCACGUCAGUAUCGACACUUCAACGAGUUCGAGCCGGAAGACACCUUUUCUCCGGCCUCUACGAGUUCCCUGCUGAGACUGCUCCCGGUCGUGGCCCAAACUUGGAAUACCCCGAUAUGGAUCAUCGACGUGAAGGACGCGUAUCUCAACGUUCCUCAGCCCAAAGAAUCGCCUGUCAUCGUCAAGGCUCCGGACUCUUACGUCAGGAAGUAUGGACCCAAGACCUGGAAGCUGGCCCGAGUACUUCCUGGACAAAGAAGGGGAUCUCAGGAGUGGUAUCUCUUUCUCAACAGCGACCUGAAGGAGCUGGGCAUGGAGGCGAUGAUCGAGGUCCCGACCUUGUACAGGGCAGUCAACAAGGAAGAAAGGCGUGCUGCGCAAGUACAUGUGGACGACGCGAUGGUGACGGGAGAUGCCCGACAAGUUGAACCUUUCCUGGAGAAGUUGGGCAAGAAGUACACCAUCAAGAUCCAAGGGCCAUUUGGGCCCGGAGAAGCAUUUGAGUUCCUGCGGCGACGAUUCCAGGUGGAGUGGAAUGGAAGCAUUACAGUGCGGCCUGCUGCCCAUUUCUACAACGACGUCUACGAGCUCUUGGAGAGACCCAAAUUGAGGAGCACACCUGGACCUGCCGGAGGAGACCUGUUCGCCGAGGACGCCAGCGAAGAGAUGGCAGACGGCAAGCUGUAUAGAACCAUUGUGGGCAAGCUUCUCUACAUUUCGGGAGAGCGACCUGAUGCACAGGUGGUCAUACAGUACCUGGCGGCAAAGGCCAGCAGGCCAACCGUGACCGCUACGAAAAUCCUCAAGCAUCUGGUGGGCUACCUGAAGGCGACGGAAGGGCAAGGCAUCAACCUGAAGUGCGAGAAAGGAGAGUCCAUCAUGCGAGAUGGCGACCCCGAAAGCUAUAGCUAUCAAACCCAUCAUUUGGUCGAGGCCGUCUCCGACAGCAACUUCGCCAACGACCGUACCACCAGGAAGUCCCUGUCCUCAGGCCACAUCUACUUGAACAAGUGCCUGAUGUUCUCGUUCGUCCGAGGACAGAAAGUGGUUACGUUGAGCUCUGGGGAAGCAGAGCUGGUGGCAUUGACGCAGACAGUGGGCGAGAGUAUCCUGGUGAAGAAGGCCUGGGAGUUCCUGACCAGGGAGGAGACCUGGCAUUUGGCCAGGACAGACUCUUCCGUAGCUCGGGCCAUAGCUACGCGACUUGGCGUGGGCAAAGUUCGACAUUUACAAACCUCGUGCCUUUGGUUGCAACAGUGGAUUGCGAGAAAAGAAUUGAGGAUGGCCGCGAUUCCAACAUCCAAGAACCCGACCGAUUGUGGUACCAAAAUUCUUCCAGGAUCGAGGUUAAAGUACCUGAGCUUCAUCAUGAAUCUGGUGGAUGGAAAGAGCAACAGGAUUGGAACUGAGGAGCACCGGAAGGAGGCGAUGACAUUGUCCCCGAACCUGAUCCGAGCCAUCCAAGCGGUGAUGGCCAUGAGCUUGCAAGGAUGCAUUGGAGGCAACGAUGAUCAGAUGGUAGACAUGUGGACCUACGUGUUCAUCUUCGCCAACUACUUCGAGCCCAUCGUGAACAACCCGAUUUUCGACUACGGCAUCAUGAUCAUGCUCCUCUUGGUGAUGUGCAUGCUUGGUGCGAAUUGGAAAGUGGAAGUAAGAGUCAGCUCCAAAGGAGCAGACUCGAAGCAUGAGACAAAGGAAGGGCUUGAGCCCGGCUACGAAGAUGGACGAAAAGGCCCUGGAACCACAAGCGAACGACCCUCGAGUUCUACAUCUUCUGGGCCCACGAUCAACAUAGUGCUCAACACUCAAGACCAUGGAACCACAGUCGAACGACCAUCGAGUUCUACAUCUUCUGGGCCUGUACUAUAUCGUAAAGUACCUGGAGUCCCUGGCGAUCGUGAACAACGAGCUGACCCACCGGGAGAAGUAGAUCAGCUACUCGAACGUGCAGAGUCUCUUCAACGACAGCAGCAAGAACGAGUACAAGCACAUCCGCCGUCAAGGGAUCCACAGGGCAUUGUGUAUGGCAAAGUGAAUCGAAGCCGGCGAGUGGCAGUGGCCACAGCGUAUGGAUACAGCUUCCACGAGGCCAACUGUUCGAGCAUCACAAAGGAUGCCAAGCAGAGCCGGAUGAUGACAGUGGAAGAAGCUUUGCUUUUGGGCAAAGCACCGUGCCAAAGGUGCCUGCAGCCCAUCUUCGAUGAGCUGAAGCAGCUGAACCCCAACAACAAAGUGUUCGAUGGACAGCGGAAGCGGAAGUGA